Messenger RNA from Nannospalax galili (Upper Galilee mountains blind mole rat), 3255 nucleotides. RefSeq names its product sushi domain containing 1 (gene Susd1). The record is from RefSeq and is a predicted model, not a curated record. Lineage: Eukaryota; Metazoa; Chordata; Mammalia; Rodentia; Spalacidae. Bases 9 to 2267 code for a protein of 752 amino acids. Gene Ontology annotation, molecular function: calcium ion binding. The transcript is spliced from 17 exons.
GCGGCGGCAUGGGCCGGGGGCUCCGCUGUGUGCACCGCCGGCCUGGGGGCCCGCUGCGGCUCCUGCUGAGGCUCGGGCUCCUUCUAGGCCUGGCGGGCCGUGCGCGCGGAGCGCCGAGUGGCGUCGGUGUAGAUGUCUGUGCUACUUGCCAUGAACAUGCUACAUGCCUGCAAAGAGAAGGGAAGAAGAUCUGCAUUUGCAACUAUGGAUUUGUGGGCAACGGGAGGACGCAGUGUGUUGAUAAGAAUGAGUGCCAGUUUGGAGCCGCGGUGGUCUGUGGGAACCACACAUCCUGCCACAACACACCAGGAGGUUUCUACUGCAUUUGCCUUGAAGGCUAUCGAGCCACAAACAACAACAAGACAUUCAUUCCCAAUGAUGGCACUUUCUGUACAGACAUAGAUGAGUGUGAAGUUUCUGGCCUGUGCAGGCAUGGAGGUCAGUGUGUUAACACUCACGGGAGCUUCAAAUGCUACUGCAUGGAUGGAUAUUUGCCAGAGAACGGGCCUGAGCCUUUCCACCCAACCAAGGAUGCCACAUCAUGCAUAGAAAUAGACUGUGGUAUCCCUCCUGAGGUCCCAGGUGGCUACAUCGUAGGAAAUUACACCUCCAGGCUGGGCAGCCAGGUCCAUUACAGUUGCAAAGAAGGAUUUCUGGGAGUCUCAGAAGAAAGAGUUGCACGCUGCACAGCCCUGGGCACAUGGGAGUCCCCAAAGUUAUAUUGCCGAGAGAUCAGCUGUGGCAGCCCUCCAGACGUUGAGAAUGCCAUCUUGGUGGGGAACCACAACUCCAGUCUGGGUAAUGUGGCUCACUAUGUCUGUAAAGAAGGUUUUGAGAGCCCCCAAGGGAAGAUUAUUUCUGUUUGCACAGAGAGAGGCACCUGGAGUGAAAGCACUUUUACAUGCACAGAAAUAAUGACAGAAAUCAAUGAUGUGUCUGUGUUUAAUAAUACCUGUGUGAGGUGGCAAAUAAGUCCAGAAAGAAUAACCUCCAAGGUGGGAUAUGUGAUACACAUCAAAAGACAACAGCUGGACCCUGUGGAAUCAGUGCAUGAGGAGACAGUCAAUGUGAGCACAGACAGCAGGACCCCAGAGGUGUGCCUCCCCCUGAACCGAGGUGCCAACUACACCGUGAGCAUUUCUGCAGCCCCUCCCAGGCGCUCUGUGCCCACCAUCCUUGGUUUCCAGACAGCUGAAGUCGAUCUCAUAGAAGAUGAUGGAAUUUUCAAUAUUUCAGUAUUUAAUGAAACUUGUUUGAAGUUGAACAGGCAUUCUAGGAAAGUUGGAUCAGAGCAAAUGUACCAAGUGAAAGUUCUGGGUCAAAGGUGGUAUCUGGAUAACUUUUAUCAUACAAUUUCAUUUAACUUCACAACCAGAGAACAAGCUCCAGAAGUAUGUUUAGAUCUGUACCCGGCCACUGAUUAUAAAGUAAAUAUCACCCUUCUACAACCUGCUGAGCAGCGCUCAGUGCAAGUAACAAUAUCAACCACACCAACAGAAAAACAGACUAUUAGUAACACUUCCAUAUUUAAUGAAACCUGCUUGAGAUGGAGAAAUUUGAAGACACCUGGUAUAGAAGAGAUGUAUUUAUUCCACGUUUGGGGCCAGAGAUGGUAUCAGAAGGAAUUUGCCCAGGAAAUGAUCUUUAAUACCAGCAGCAGCAGCCAGGCCCCUGAGGUGUGCCUGGACCUGCAUCCAGGUACCAAGUACAAAAUCAGCCUUCAGGCUUUAUCUUCAGUACUUCCUGUGGUCAUCUCCCUGACAACCCAAAUAACAGAGCCUCCACUUCCAGAAGUAGAAUUUUUCAUAGUGCAUGGAGGGCCUCUACCACGCCUCAGUCUGAGGAAAGCUAAGGAGAAAAAUGGACCUAUCAGUUCGUAUCAGGUGUUGGUGCUUCCCCUGUCUCUGCAAAGCACAUUUUCUUGUGAUUCUGAAGGCGUGACUUCAUUCUUUGGCAACAGCUCUAUUGCUGAUGGAUAUGUGGCCGCAGAAGUACUGGCCAGCGAUGUUGCAGAUGAUGCCAUGGAGCUGCCUGUGGGAGACAGACUAUACUAUGGGAACUAUUACAAUGCACCUUUGAAAACAGGGAAAGAUUAUUGCAUUAUAUUACGGAUCACAAGUGAAUGGAAUAAGGUGAGAAGAUAUUCCUGUGCAGUUUGGGCUCAGGUAAAAGAUAUGUCACUCACACCGCAGCAGAUGGUGGGUGUUGGACUUGGCUCCAUGGCAUUUGUGACCAUUCUUGCAUUCCUCUCCUUCUCAGCAGUGUGAUGGCUGUUGAGUGCUGCGUGGGAAGGAUGCAUUGCUGCUGGGCAGAUGUUCUGACAGUUUCUCUGGUGUUUGCACUGUGUGGCUCCCAUCCUGAGGCCUUGUGUGGACCUGCAACUUUCUCCAUUCCCAGUGUAGCGUCAUUCCUGGAUUCAAGAUGGCAGCUAUCUCUGUGGGGUCUUCCAGAAGGAGAAAACUCAGUAACUGUUGAUGUGUUUUCUGCUUUCAGGACCGGUUCUGUGUCCAUGAACUCGAGACCUUCUCAUGUCCAAUAUAAUACUGACUACAGAUCUCAGCUCCUGAGUCUGUCUGGUCUGGUGAUACCUGACAAUUAGCUCCUGUAGACACUGGGUUGGAGAGACUGUGCAUCUUCCUUUACAGCACCUCUGCUAAUUAAUUUGGGCUCUAGUCUUCCACAGUAGGUAAUGAGAUGGGUUUAAAUUCGGGCUCCAAUUUAUGAAAAAGAUUAUUGAAAAGGAUAGAGAACAUUGGUGUCAGUAAAGUGUUUCAGACAUUUUAGAAAUAGCACUUUUCCUACAAUUAAUUGAUAGACUAGUUAGGAAAUACAGUGGCCCUGACACUCCUACAAAUUCCCUGUAAGGACUGUUAGACAGCAUUGCUUUGAUAAAUUUCCAUUGUUUUACAUGUGUUCAGAAAUAGUGCCUGCAUUCCAGUAAAAAACACUCUAUACUUUAGAGUAUUCUUCCUCUUGGUGAUUUUUUUUUUAAUGUUGAACAUCUGGUAAAAAUACUCUCUGCUUCCCUUUAGAAAUUUGGGUUUGGUGAUAAUGUAGGAACAGUGGGUUGAAACAACAUUAAGUUCAUGGGCGGAAUCCACAUGUGUGGCAAGGGAGGGGGCAUAAAGGUGUUUGACAUGCUUAAUCUAAACCUCAGUAGCACUGACUUUUACCAUGUCAUGGCCCAGUGCUGUGCCAUUGUCAAUACGCUGAGUAUACAGAUAGAGUGUGUUAUAUUUGACUUUCAAAGUCUCA